CGAAACUGAAGCCUAACGUUUACAAGUCCCGCCUUCUUACAAGGCUAUAAAAACAACAAGCUGCUUGCCGCCGCCACACAGCGCCUCCCAACCACGAUACUUUGACGUCGUUUAAAGGGAACCAUAAUUGCUGAAAAUGCGCGAGUGCAUCUCUAUCCAUGUCGGUCAGGCCGGAGUCCAGAUGGGCAACGCAUGCUGGGAACUCUACUGCCUGGAGCACGGUAUACAGCCCGAUGGGCAAAUGCCCAGCGACAAGAGCGUUGGAGGGGGAGAUGACUCCUUUAACACCUUCUUUAGUGAGACCGGUUCAGGGAAACAUGUUCCCAGAGCUAUCUUUGUGGACCUGGAGCCAACUGUCAUUGAUGAGGUUCGUACAGGAACCUAUCGGCAGCUCUUCCACCCAGAGCAGCUCAUCACUGGAAAGGAAGAUGCUGCAAACAACUACGCCCGUGGUCACUACACAAUCGGGAAGGAGAUCAUUGACUUGGUUUUGGACCGUACCCGCAAGCUGGCUGACCAGUGCACAGGUCUCCAGGGUUUCCUCAUCUUCCACUCCUUCGGAGGGGGAACUGGUUCUGGCUUCACCUCCCUGCUGAUGGAGCGUCUGUCUGUUGACUACGGCAAGAAGUCCAAGCUGGAGUUUGCAGUUUAUCCAGCUCCUCAGGUGUCCACGGCUGUGGUGGAACCUUACAACUCCAUCCUCACCACCCACACCACCCUGGAGCACUCAGACUGUGCCUUCAUGGUGGACAAUGAGGCCAUCUAUGACAUCUGCCGCAGGAACCUGGACAUCGAGCGUCCUACCUACACCAACCUGAACAGGCUGAUUGGACAAAUCGUGUCUUCCAUCACUGCCUCCCUGCGCUUUGAUGGGGCCUUGAACGUGGACCUGACAGAGUUCCAGACCAACCUGGUGCCCUACCCUCGUAUCCACUUCCCUCUGGCUACCUAUGCCCCUGUCAUCUCAGCAGAGAAGGCUUAUCACGAGCAACUGUCAGUGGCUGACAUCACCAGUGCCUGCUUUGAGCCAGCCAAUCAGAUGGUGAAAUGCGACCCACGUCAUGGUAAAUACAUGGCCUGCUGCCUCUUGUACAGAGGAGAUGUUGUCCCCAAGGAUGUCAAUUCGGCCAUCGCCACAAUCAAGACAAAACGAAGCAUCCAGUUUGUGGAUUGGUGUCCCACUGGCUUCAAGGUGGGCAUCAACUACCAGCCCCCUACUGUGGUUCCUGGAGGAGACCUGGCAAAGGUGCAGAGAGCUGUGUGCAUGCUUAGCAACACAACUGCCAUCGCUGAGGCCUGGGCUCGACUGGACCACAAGUUCGAUUUGAUGUAUGCCAAGAGGGCCUUCGUCCACUGGUACGUGGGAGAGGGGAUGGAGGAAGGGGAGUUCUCUGAGGCCAGGGAGGAUAUGGCUGCCCUGGAGAAGGACUACGAGGAAGUGGGCACUGACAGCGUUGGGGAGGAAGAUGAGGGAGAGGAGUACUAAAGUCUUAAAGUUGUUUCUGCUCUGUGUGUUUGUGAGUUUCUGUUCUGUUGAAACAUGUUAUCGAGCUCAAAUCUUGUUUGUAUGUUUGUGGAUUUAUUUUUUUCCCACAAGUUUAAAGUUCAGAAAACUGAAGUGGGUCUGUCAAACUGGUUUAAUGCAGGUUACAGAGAAGAUGGUGUGAAGACUAGCCUGUUAACUGGUAACAUGAAACUUUUGGUUGUAACUGUUCUGAAAACCCUGAACAUUUGAAUAAAUUCCUGAUAAAGUUUGACUAAA
This is a messenger RNA of Nothobranchius furzeri (turquoise killifish), 1762 nucleotides long. RefSeq names its product tubulin alpha chain. Gene Ontology annotation, biological process: mitotic cell cycle; microtubule cytoskeleton organization. NCBI's taxonomy places the organism in Eukaryota, Metazoa, Chordata, Actinopteri, Cyprinodontiformes, Nothobranchiidae. Gene Ontology annotation, molecular function: GTP binding; structural constituent of cytoskeleton. Gene Ontology annotation, cellular component: cytoplasm; microtubule. The record is from RefSeq and is a predicted model, not a curated record.